GAAGAGAAGUUUCCUCUUUAACAAAAGAAGAAAUGACCCAUUAUUUCCUUAUUUUCUUUCAUAUUGUAUUUCUUUUUUCUUCCUGGUGGUCCUGACUGCAGCUUACAGGCAACUUCCCUCUCAACCACCUUUGAAAGCUGACCAUACCUGAUGCCUUAAAAUACCAAUCCCAAACUUCACCAUUCCGUCGAAUUCAUGCAGACUAUUGUUUUUUGUUCCUUUUGAAUAUCAUUCUCUCAACCUGGAUAACAGUUUUUCACUUUCUUUUACAUAGAAGAAAAUCAAAUAGUUCUAGUUUUUUAGUCUUACCAAUUAUAUUGCUAUACUUCAAUGGAGACAUCAUCUGCAAACUCAAACUCUAGCCAAUUUUUUUUUGUUGAUAUGAUCUUGUUGUUUGAUAGUUUGAUACGUUAUGACAGCAUUAAAACUUUUUUCUUAAGUUAUUGGUCUUUCCCACAAUCCCAGCAUGAACAUAGCAGCUCAAAGACAUCAUCAGGUUGGGAGAACAAGCAGAAUUUUGAGUGUUCAAGAAAGGAAGUUUCAUCUACAGAAAAGAAGGAAGAUGAUGGGAGAUUUCAUAGAAAAGAUGUGGAGAAGGUGAUGGGGAAACUGGGACUUUUUUGCAGCCAAGAAAGUGAGGAGCUAAAUAAAUCAUUUGGUUCUGAUGAGCUUUCCAGGCUGUUUGAGGAGGAGCCAAGCUUGGAAGAAGUGAAGCAAGCUUUUGAUGUUUUUGAUGUGAAUAAAGAUGGCUUUAUUGAUGCAGAAGAGUUGCAGAGAGUUCUCCUUAUUUUGGGAUUGAAAGAAGGUUUAAAGCUGGAGAACUGCAACACAAUGAUCAAAACCUUUGAUGAAAAUGGAGAUGGCAGAAUAGAUUUCCAGGAAUUUGUAAAAUUCAUGGAGAACAGUUUUUGCUGAAUCAGUCCUUUUUUUUUUCGUUUGUAUUGGAAAAUUAUAAUAUUAAGAUAUAUAUUUGAUUAUUUUGACCUUUA
This is a messenger RNA of Durio zibethinus, 989 nucleotides long. The record is from RefSeq and is a predicted model, not a curated record. Lineage: Eukaryota; Viridiplantae; Streptophyta; Magnoliopsida; Malvales; Malvaceae.